Messenger RNA from Pygoscelis adeliae (Adelie penguin), 1473 nucleotides. RefSeq names its product Sp1 transcription factor (gene SP1). The annotation marks the transcript as partial. Lineage: Eukaryota; Metazoa; Chordata; Aves; Sphenisciformes; Spheniscidae. The transcript is spliced from 3 exons. The record is from RefSeq and is a predicted model, not a curated record.
GAAUCGCAGCCUUCCCCGCUGGCUCUGCUGGCAGCUACCUGCAGCAGGAUCGAGUCUCCCAACGAGAACUCCAACAGCUCCCAGGGCCAGCAAGGUGGAGACGCCUCCAAAAGCCGGCCCGUGAGCACGGGGCAGUACGUGGUCACGACCGCUUCCAACCUGCAGAACCAGCAGGUGCUCACGGGCCUGCCGGGAGUUAUCCCGAAUAUCCAGUACCAGGUCAUUCCCCAAUUCCAAACCAUCGACGGGCAGCAGCUCCAGUUUGCCACCACCCCUGCCCAAGUCAACGUGCAGCAGGAUGCCUCUGGUCAGCUCCAGAUCAUCCCCGGCACGAACCAGCAGAUCAUAACGAGCCGAGCAGGGACGAGUAACCUCAUCGCCAUGCCAAACCUGCUGCAGCAGGCCGUCCCCAUCCAGGGCGUGGGCUUAGCCAACAACACCCUCUCGGGGCAAACCCAGUACGUGGCCAACGUCCCUGUGGCUCUGAACGGCAAUAUCACCUUGCUGCCCGUCACCAGCGUGGCCGCCAGCCUGGCUCCCACCUCUCAGACGGUCACGUUGAGCAGCUCCGGCUCUCCGGACAGCAGCUCCCAGCCUGCCACCUCGGGCGCUGCCAUCAGUUCCACCAACACGGCCACGUCUCACGCUAGUUCCGGCGCCUUUUUUACCAACGCCAACAGCUACUCCACCACCACCACCACCAGUAACAUGGGCAUCAUGAAUUUUUCCACCAGCGCGACGGUGGGAACCAACGUCCAGGCGCAGACGCCCCAGAGGGUCAGCAGCGUCCAGAGCUCGGACUCUCUGCAGAGCCAAGUUUCUGGGGUGGCUUUGCAGCCGGGGCAGCAGAAAGAGGGGGAUCAGAGUCAGCAAUCGCAGCAGCAGCAGAUCCUGAUCCAACCUCAGCUAGUUCAAGGAGGGCAGACAAUCCAAGCCCUCCAGACCACCCCGCUCUCUGGCCAGACCUUUGCCACUCAAGCCAUCUCCCAAGACGCCUUGCAGAACCUGCAGCUCCAAGCUGUCCCCAACUCCGGGCCCAUCAUCAUCCGAACGCCCACGGUGGGUCCCAACGGGCAGGUGAGCUGGCAGACCAUCCAGCUCCAAAACCUUCAGGUUCAAAACCCCCAGGCCCAGACAAUCACCUUGGCCCCCAUGCAGGGAGUGUCGCUGGGACAGACGGGCAGCACCAGCACCACGCUCACCCCCAUCGCCUCCCUCCCCAGCGGCACUGUCACGGUCAACGCUGCCCAGCUCUCCUCCAUGCCAGGCCUCCAGACUAUUAACCUCAGUGCCUUGGGAGCGUCUGGGAUCCAGGUGCAUCAGCUGCAAGGGCUGCCGCUGGCCAUAGCAAACACUGCCGCCGGGCAGAGGAAAUCGAAGGCAAACCACGUCGCCUGGCUGCACGCAGCCGGCUCCGUGCGCCGUCUGGACUCUGCGGGGUUCAGGGCGCUGGCACGGCUGUGCCAGGGCUAG